Diplodia corticola is the source of this 5766-nucleotide messenger RNA. RefSeq names its product telomere length regulator protein. Gene Ontology annotation, biological process: telomere maintenance. Bases 1 to 5766 code for a protein of 1921 amino acids. Lineage: Eukaryota; Fungi; Ascomycota; Dothideomycetes; Botryosphaeriales; Botryosphaeriaceae. The transcript is spliced from 3 exons. The record is from RefSeq and is a predicted model, not a curated record. Gene Ontology annotation, cellular component: nucleus.
AUGGCGCCCGCCGAGCCGACCGCAUUGGAGAGCCUACCUGUGCGGCCACCAACUCCUCCCCGCGAAGCCGACAAGUACGUCGACGAGGCCCUGCACUUCCUGUCCGACAGCUUCGAGGUAGAGGAAGCCAUCAGCGAUGCUCCUGUCUCUGCCGACCCCGCCUAUGUCAACACUCCGCCCCAGCAGUCGCCAGCAUCUUCCGCCGACCGGCCCAAUGAUUCCGCACGACGCAAAAAGGUCGACUUCUCACCCUGGACCGCCUACCACGGCGCCAAUGACAUUGCAACUUCGCGCCGCGGUCUUCCCGGUUCUCCUCUCCGGCCUCUGCCCCAGCCGCGGGAUCCCAGGACCUUGAAGAGCAUUUUGAAGGCUCACGACCCUCCGCCUACCCAACCUUCAACACCAACCUCGGGACAUCCCGCAAGCACUUCGAGUGGAUUCGCAACAAUGAUGGAGACAUUGGUCAAGCAGCUUGCUGGACAGUCCCGGCUCCACAGAAUCGAUGCGUAUAUGGCACUGGUCACCACUCUAAAAACGUAUGACGGCAAGCCAGAUGCGAAAACGCUCGCCGACAAGAUGGGACUCUUGGCGCAGUUCAUGCAACGCGACAUGACUGCUACAAAUACCCAGACCGGUGGCUUGGAUGUCCAGCUUUCUCUCCAAGCGAUAAAGCUUCUUGUGGCUCUCAUGGAAGCUGGGCCAGUUGCAGAGCGCAUCCCGGAUACAUUUCGCACUUUCUUCCUCGAGAAAGCCAUUGAGACCUUUGGUGACGCAACUUCUCCGAAGCAAUGGGUGAACCACAUCCUUCAUGCCUUUUCCCAGCAACAAUUUGGAAAGAGCAUGAAUGUGGACCGCGCAAACCGUGCUGUCACUGCGUUGAAGGAUAUCGAAGAUCGUGUUUCAGGCAACAACGUCGUCAUCUGCAGGAUGAUGGCCUACCGGACUCUGUUGGUUCAGCAGAAGCUUGUCAUGAUUGACAGGGCCUCGGACUGGAUCCAGCACGUUUUCCACGGAUUGCUGAGCAGCAACAAGGACAUUCGCAUGCGGGCCGUCGAGCUGGCGACUGUGACAGGUAUCUCCGUUGGCAAGGAAGACGAAAAAUCAAAGGUUCCUCGCAUUACAAUGGACAUAUUAGCAAAACCCAUCGAUGACGGUCGGACCUAUGGAGACUACUUUACCGAUCGACUCCUGGAAAUGCUCUCCAACGCCGAGACAGCGCAACACGUGCCGCAUAUAUGGGCAUCUGUAGUCCUGCUUUUGAAAAACCGGGCGCACAAGUUUGAGGCCUGGAAGCUGCUCAAGAAGUGGCUGCAAGUCUUCCAGAAGUGUGUCAAUUCCAGCAAUAGGGAGGUUGCCAUCCAGGCCAAUGGAGCAUGGAAUCGGUUUGUUUACGCAGUACGACCAACCCAGCACACCUCAUUGCCCUUCAGAAGUCUUCUCCGACAAGCUCUAGUGGCCCAGUUUGAAAGAAAAGGCAACGACAAGGACGCACAGCGGUUGAAGAGAUCUGCAUUUUCGAGCUACUGCAAUCUACUGUACUACUCUCUCUCUCCAACUGCACCCACUGAGCAACUAGACCUCUACUGGCAAGAGUUUGUUGUCGAGGUGCUCCCAACAAUGGUCAAGAGGGACCGAAGGGGUGCUGUCAUGGCCUGCAAGGUUCUAGCGGCGCUUUUCAAGCGGAAUCGAACCAAACUGUGGCGGGAAAACCUGGCUGUCGAAUCCGUGACCAUCACACUCGACAACAUCAUCGCUCUGAAUCCCAGAUGGACACGCCAAAAGCUGGGCAACGUUCUACAACCUUUUGAACUUUGUUUUGCGUCGACCCCCUGGACAUGCAAUUCUCCUUCCGAAGAGAUCGCAUCGGAGUCUCCAGUCAAGACUAUGUGGACAUCCCUCAUGGCUACAGUGGCAGAAGCAGGCAGUAAGGAAGUUACAGCGUCUAUGGAUUUCAAAGAGGCUUGCGCACACAUCCUGAACCUCCUCCACCGCCUCUGGACGAACCAUCCUAAGUCACUAUGUCAAGAUGAUGGCUCUGGUCAGAGUUGGAUAGAUAAAUUCUCCUUCGUUGUUCUUACCGCGGUGGACCAGCUGGGACCCGGCUCUUUUGCGGAUCCUAUAUUGUCGCGUAACCCUGCCGGGGAUUUCGAAGUUGCACCAACGCCCUCACAUAGAUCACACUCUCGCGGUUCCCUGCAGUCCCCCUUGCUACACCUCCUUCACCUCUUUACGAACGACGGCCCUACGGAAAUCGACACUUCUGCUCGUCUGCAACUUUCAGGGCAGCUCCUCGAGCUCUGUUGCCAGGCAAAGCCAUCACGCAAGUCUAAACUCGAGCUUCUUCGAAAUUAUGUACAGGUUUCAACUGCAUCUGAUGAUGAACUGUUCAAGUCGGGGAUCUGGCGCCAUUGUGCCCAGCUCACCCGGCUGUGUUUACGGAACUCUGGAAUUCCCACAGCCACUGACCGUGCUUCCCAAUCGCUCGGUGAAGAGUACCAUUCCGUCCUGGAUAUUCUCGCGGGUGGCUUGAGAUAUGGCGCAGAGGAUGACCUCGAGGUUGCUAGUGCGCUCUACGCAGCAUUCGUCUCCACGAUUCAACACGAGGUGAACGAUGACGUCGGUACGGCCGCUGUUGCGCUCGCCAUCACUGAGCCACUGGCUGAACGACUGGAAUCGCCCCCCUUCAGUUCCAAUGGCGAUGCUGUGAUACAAUAUUCAGCCUUACUUCUCCGACAUACGGCACACCCCAGGCAUCGUAAGACGGUAGAACAAGCACGUAGGACUCUAUGGGGUGUGAGCACGGGUCCCCAAAAGCCAUCGGAAUUCGAUCCGUUCAACCAUCUUUAUAGAAUGAUUGUUUCACGGUUACAUCGGUCCUACGAGGCUCUGGAAAACCUCAAGGGUGACCUUGUCAUUGAGUUCUCCGCUGAAGUGGGUGCUCUUUUCCAACGGUGGCCAAUCUCAUUCGCAGCUGUGCUACUACGGAAGAUUCAGGACGGGAUUGCUGUAUGGAUUAGAGAUCACGAGCGGAAGUUGUCAGGUGACACAGACGAAGCAAAGGGGGGCCGGGAAGCGGUAUACUCUCUCUGGAACACUGUCAUGUCUGCUAUGGAAGCAUUGCCGCGGCAUGAUACCAGGCUCCUCAAGGCCUUGGCGGCUCUGAUUACAGCUGGAUUGCGAAGUGAGCGGCAGCGCAUUGUGAACAGGACUGUUGAGAUGUGGAACAGAAGUUUCGGGUCGCAAACAGAAUUGCAAUACCCGGCUGAUGUCGAAAAAGGCUUGCGUAGAUUGCGGCCUAUCGUGGAGCUCGGGCUGCCUGGGUUCCCGGAUCCCCCAAGCGACGAGGAACCUGAGCCUCUACCAACGUUCGAGCAAUCACAAGAAGAUACUGUCGCGGGACCUGUGAUGUUUGAAAGCCAUGGGCCUUCUUUAGUCCGUCGACUCAAACAUGGCGCAAUCGAGUCGCCUGCUCAAUCAGAUCCAAUGCCAAGUAGACGGGUGCGAGCCUCUUCAGCAUCGAACUCAACAGCAAUGGCAAAGCUGCGCCACGAUGACUCUCAAAUCGACUUUGCGCCGAUCGAAUCUUCUCUGGGCGGAGACUCAAUGGACUCUCAGCUUUUGACUGAUCACCAGAGAGAAGUCAGAGAGAGACAGCAUGACACCGCUGCCAUGUUCCCUGACAUCAGCUCUAGCCCUCCCAGGCCACUGAAGAACAAAGGCUCAGCGCUUCCCGUAUACGGCAAACCUGGACAAAGCUACAGUGUUUGUGAAGAUGCAGAGCCAAGGUCCACUCCCCUCCUCAGUCUCCGGGAAUACGCAGGACAGCAAGAAGUUCCUAGCUCAUCUCCAACGCCCAGACCGCGAAGACAAGGGCAUACUGAGGACAUCUCUGAGGCUCCCUAUCUGACAUCGUCGACCGCGGAGCAUCUCUUCGAUACAAUCAUGCCAUCGUCACCGCCCUGCGUUGACGAUAUGAACGACCUGCUUGCCGACCCCAGCGUCAUCAAAGACAGCUUCGUAGUGCAAGACCGCAGCGAUGAGGGCGUUAUUGGGCAGAGCUUUGGCGAUAUGGAGGAGCUCGACGAGGACGUAGUCGCUCAGCUUGUAGGUGAUGUAUCAAAUCUGUCCGACACCCGUCUGGGCAACGAGCAGCAGCCUUCCUUCCCAUCUCCGACCUCCGAUGAUGGGAGUGAACCAGAGCUAUCAAGCUCUGAUAUCGACGAGGAGGUAUCUCAGCAGCUUGAGAACGAGGUGAUUGCUCAAGCACUCCGCCAAAGCCGUACAUUCUCUGCCACGAAGGACCAGACCUUACCGGACGACUCAACAAUUGACGAAGGUCAGUCAGCACUACAGAGUGCAGAACUGUCUGUUGACGAGCUUCGUGAUAUGCCUGAGGGUGAGGAGGGGGUCAGUUCGUUCGAUGACAUGGCGGCGGAUCUCCCGCAAGGAACUGCUGGCUCAUUUUCGCAAGCGACGCGCAACAAAGCCAACGUUUAUGAGGCACAAGAUGUACUUUCUGCUACCGAGAAAGAUACCUCGUCUAUUGACCUCCCCAUCCGAGCCUCUCCAGGCAAAACCAGGUCGUUGCCUCUGUCGGUCCCAUCCAGAGCUUCUGUUGAUGAUGCCAUUGUCGAAGACACAUUUGCCGCUAUGGGUCCAGAAAAGGGCCUGCCUAACGGAGUGAAGGACUCGCCGCAGCCCAAGCAGCAAACUCCAAAUUUGUCCGGAAAAUCGAACAAGAAGCAAUCAGGCUCUCAUCAGAAGCGGAAGUCCCUAACUACAAUUGACAAUGUCAAGGCUAAGAAGCGUUCAAAGAAAGACGAUCGUUCAUCCUCUAAGCUGACGCAGAAUGGCAACAACCGCGCUGCAAUCGACUCAGAUAGCGAUGAGAGUGUCUUCAGCAACAUCCAGGCGAAUGGCUUCAGCAUGGACAAGCAAAUGGACGAAAACACAUCGAGCUCUCCAAAAGAAGUUGAUGAUGAUCCAGCGUCAGAUGAGAUUUCACAAUCAAGGAGCAGGAAAUGUGCUAAACCCACAGAACGGACAUCACCCUUUCUAAGGGCUUCCCCGAGAUUGUCAGGAGUAGUAUCCGAACCGGCUCCCGCAUCAUCACGCACAAGAAAGUCAAGACUAUCCCAGCCGCAAGCGACGGAGCCGGAUGUGGACGAGACCCAAGACGUGACCGAUAUGGUUGGAGAAACACCAGCACGCAAGAGGAGAAAGGGCCGGGCGUCUAGAAACUCGAGUGUUCAGAAGUCGAAGCAAGCAUCGAACCCACCAUCACCUGCUGUAGGGAGCCAUGGUGGGAAUGCUGCUGGAAGCAACCACUCUUCGCCGCGCACAAGCUUCGCUCAAGCAGAGGAGACGAAAGCGGACAUUCGAACACGUGGAAGGAGACGCAGCGGCCAAGUGGGUGGCAGUCAGGCAAAGGGCGAGGUCGCAACACAGCAGAAAAAGAGAAAGAGAUCAUACGAUGGAAAGCAAGGUGCAGGUAGCACAGCAGGGCCUGAAACGCAUGCAGGCGUGCAGGCGGCAGAGGGGGCAAGCCAAGGUUCUACAGCGGGCAGUGGCCACGAGGGCGAGAUGUCACAGAGGCCAAAGGCACAGCCGCAGAGCAUAAUCCAGCGGUUCAAGCGGCUGCUGGCGGACUGCAAAAAGGUCGUGUUGCGUCAGGACGACGUGGCAGAAAUCGACAAAAUCAUGCUCGAGGUCAAACGCGAGGUGAAUGCGGCGGCUCAACGGGGAGAUGAGCAGUCGGGGAGAUAA